Messenger RNA from Emys orbicularis (European pond turtle), 3102 nucleotides. It is a transcript of the gene GMEB2, whose product is annotated as glucocorticoid modulatory element binding protein 2. The transcript is spliced from 10 exons. Gene Ontology annotation, cellular component: nucleus. Gene Ontology annotation, molecular function: RNA polymerase II cis-regulatory region sequence-specific DNA binding. NCBI's taxonomy places the organism in Eukaryota, Metazoa, Chordata, Testudines, Emydidae. Gene Ontology annotation, biological process: regulation of transcription by RNA polymerase II. The record is from RefSeq and is a predicted model, not a curated record. Bases 94 to 1695 code for a protein of 533 amino acids.
CAUGCCAUUAAUUGCACUAGAAACAUUACCGAAACCAGUUCACGGAGGGACCUCUCCACCCAGCUGGUGAUCUCUGUGCUCUCCUGCCUAACCAUGGCAACCCCAGAUGUGAGCGUUCACAUGGAGGAGGUGGUCGUGGUAACGACACCUGACAAUGUGGUUGAUGGCAGUGGUGUGGAAGAAGUGAAAACUGUGCUAGUGACCACAAACUUGUCUCAACAUGGCGGCGACCUAAAUGAAGACACCCUGGAGACAGAAAAUGCAGCUGCUGCAGCCGCUGCUGCCUUCACAGCUUCCACACAUCUGAAAGAAGCGGUCUUAGUGAAGAUGGCUGAAGAGGAGGACAGCUUGGAGGCUGAGAUUGUUUAUCCCAUCACCUGCGGAGAUAGUAAAGCCAACCUGAUAUGGAGGAAGUUCGUGUGCCCAGGCAUUAAUGUGAAAUGUGUCCAGUAUGAUGAUCACCUAAUUAGUCCCAAAGAGUUUGUCCACUUGGCUGGCAAGUCAACCCUGAAGGACUGGAAGCGAGCAAUCCGGAUGAAUGGGAUCAUGCUCAGGAAGAUCAUGGACUCUGGAGAGCUGGAUUUCUACCAACAUACCAAGGUCUGUUCAAACACCUGCCGAAGCACUAAAAUUGACCUGACCGGAGCCAGAGUGUCUCUGACCAGCCAGACGUCAACAGAGUAUAUUCCUCUCACCCCUGCCUCUGCAGAUGUAAAUGGAUCUCCUGCUACAAUCACCAUAGAAACUUGUGAGGAAGCCAGUGAUUGGACCACUAGCAUUGGAGAUGACACGUUUGCAUUCUGGCGAGGUCUGAAGGAGGCAGGGCUGCUGGAAGAAGUGAUCGAAGAGUUUCACCAGGAGCUUGUGGAGACCAUGAGGGGCUUACAGCAGCGGGUCCAGGAUCCUCCCUUACAGCUCAGUGAUGCUGUCUUACUCAACAACAUAGUCCAGAAUUUCGGCAUGCUGGACCUGGUAAAGAAAGUUCUAGCUAGCCACAAGUGCCAGAUGGAUCGCUCAAGAGAACAAUACACACGGGAUUUAGCAGCAUUGGAGCAGCAAUGUGACGAGCACCGCAAGCGAGCAAAGGAGCUGAAGCACAAAUCGCAGCAUCUCAACAACGUGCUGAUGACUCUGACUCCAGUCUCCAUCCCAGCACCUUUAAAACGCCCCAGACUUACCAGGGCCACCUCUGGGCCAGCUGCUAUCACCUCUCAAGUCCUGACCCAAUCAGCACAAAUUGCCUUGGCCCCAGGAGUGCCCGUCUCUCAGCUUGCCAACCUCCCUCUCAGCAAAGUGGUGUCUGCCCUUCCAGCCUCAGUGCUUGGGAAAAGUACAUCUCAGGCUCCCUCAGCCAGCUCCCCAGCCUCUCCGUUAUUGGGAGGAUACACUGUACUGGCUUCCUCAGGCUCUAGUUUCCCCAACACCGUUGAGAUCCAUCCCGAUGCUUCCAACCUGACAGUCCUCAGCACGGCAGCCAUACAAGAUGGCAGCACUGUGGUGAAAGUGGUGAGCCCUUUUCAGCUGCUCACCCUCCCGGGACUAGGCACCACCAUACAGAACGUAACACAAAUGGCUCCCAGCGGGAGCACAAUUGUGACGGUGCCGUCGAGCGCCGUUGAGGAUGCCACGGCGUCGGACGAACACACCACCACCAUCGAGGUGACAACAGUGGCAGAAGAGCCAGAGCAGAAAUGAAAAGGGGACUUGCCUGGAGGGACAUUUUUUUGUGACGUACUCUGGCUUGAGCUGCCUUUUCUCUGCCUGCGCUGAGGGAAGAGGGAACAGUAUAAAGAGGGCACAGGGAAUAGAGACUCUGAGGUAGAUUGGCUAAAAGGAGUAAUAAUGAGGUUUGAGCCAAAGAAAGGGAAAAAGAGAGACCCCCCAAAAAGAGGGGGGGGAAUGAAUCGCACUGAUCCAUUAACCGGUUUACAUAUAAAACUUUCCUCCCGUGUUUUCCUGGAACACAUGUUAUCUUCAUGUCUAGUUCACUAGCUCUGAAUCGUCUCUAGACAUCUCAGCUGGAAAGAGCGUCAAGAGAAGCAGAUGUGGGCAGGGCCUGAGAACAGGGAAUGAGCAGAAAGUAGCGAAAGGUUAAGGAAACAAUAGAUGAGGCAUUUUACCAGAACCUAAGGGGUAAGUGGCCAAGGGGCACUCCUGAGUUCUGUCAUGAUUCAAUACUGCAUGUAGGCCAACAAUACUAGGGAAUCUGCUGCUUCCCCCUCACAGCAGAGGGCAGUUUGGGAAGCUGGUGUUUUGGAGGGUGGGCCGGUACAGAGUGCAUAGCUGGGCAUGAAGAAUGUGCAUGACAGUUGAGGUAAAGCAGCCUUGGACCAGGGAAGGGCCUCUGAUGUGUGGCAGUCACAGGGCUGAUCCAAGUGACCCUUGUUGCUGGUUUCUGCACAUAAUGUUGGGUUUGGGUAGUUAAAUGCAGUAUCUCAAUAUUACCAAAUGUGCAGUCUCCUCAUUGUGAGCGAGAUGCUGGUCUCCCAAGUCUGAUCAUUUAGAGGGGGAGGGGGGACAGUUAUUAAAGCUUUUGGUUCCAUCCAGGGACAGGUGUGGAAAAUCUGUAUCUUCUGAGGAUUUAGGGUCUCCUUCUGUUUUCUCAAAAAUCUGUUCUUUUGGGUUUUUUAAAAAAAGGAAACUCUUGUGGCCCUUCUGGUUGUGAAGCUGCUAUGCAGGGGCACAGUUGUACUGUUGAGUAUGCAGAGAAAACAAUUAAAUAAUAGCACUAAGAGACAUCUGAACUUCUUCCAUCUUAGCAGUUGUUAACUGUGGAAUCUAAUUGUCUCCAUGUCUCUGCUAACCGCUUAUCAGAAGCAUCUAGCCAGUGAGCCUUAUCUAGUGUGGCUGGGUGUUCUUGUCCCCUCCCAAUGCGUCCAAAAGGAUAUUUUGUGGGCUGCAAGGUUUGAAUAUGCAAAUAGAAUAUUCAGAUAUCAAAUACUCUUUUGAUUAUUCAGCUCGCUGAGAGGUUCGCUACUGUCCUUAUUUUUGUAAAAGUAGUGUGUGUGUGUGAAAGUGACAUUUCAGCUAGAGACAGUGUUAAAGGGGCUGGAUUCCUGCAGUGUGGGUUUUCUAUCAACUUGAUCUGGCAGCAGCAGCAAC